AUGGCCGUCCAUUGGACCGAUUUCACCAUCGAUUACGCCGGGAAGGGCCCGCGGCCGCUGCGGCGGUUGGUGAAUCGUUAUAUCACCCACGAGGCGGACUUCUCCAAGACCUACGCCCAGCUCCUCACGAGCGUCGAGGCCGCCACCCGGCAGCUCGACAGCCUCAACGCGAAGUUGAACAUCUUCCAGGGCUCCUCAACCCGGCGAAAAUCCUCCUCCGGCUCCAUCGCAAAGGUGGCCUCGCGAAAAAGGAAAACAACCUAA
Molecule: messenger RNA, 264 nt
Organism: Phytomonas sp. Hart1
Lineage: Eukaryota; Euglenozoa; Kinetoplastea; Trypanosomatida; Trypanosomatidae
Source: the annotation of a GenBank genome assembly